UGACACUGGGAUCGGGAACAGAGUGUGUUGUUUCUCAAGCCUGAAAAUUGUUAGAGAAAUGUAGUUAUCAAGAGUUAAAAACUCCAAACCCUUUUCUUUUGACUUAGUGAAGAAAGUGGAAUGUCUGCUGUUUGGCCGUCAAGUCUCCAGUGUGAGCAGCUGAUGUGGCUCCCUCGGGAUUCUAGCUGCGUGUCUUAGCAUGGCGGAGAUUGGCCUUCGCGGGGUCCUCCUUCUGUUUAUUUCUCUGACUAAGUACCUGGAAGGUGCAAAGCUGCUAGCAGGCCUUAAAAAAUGUGGUGAUCUGGAAUGUGAAACUUUAAUUAGCAGAGUCUUGGCCGUGAGAGAUUACACAGGACCUGACUGCCGCUACCUGAACUUCACGAAGGGAGAAGAGAUAUUUGUUUAUAUUAAACUUGCUGGGGAAAGAGAAGAUUUGUGGGCAGGAAGUAAAGGAAAGGACUUUGGAUUUUUUCCCAGAGAUGCGGUCCAGAUUGAAGAGGUGUUCAUAUCUGAAGAAGUUCAAGUGUCAACUAAAGAAUCUGAUUUUCUUUGUCUUCUUGGAGCAAGCUACUUGUUUGAAAUUGAAGAUAGUGAGAUAAACAAUGAUAAUAGUGAAAAUGUAUAUCCAUAUGAAGAGGACAGAGACUCAGUGUAUGGUAUAUAUGAAAGUGAUUUCCAAAUGGAUCCUGAAUUCUAUGCAACUCCUCCAAGCACUUUGUUUGAAGACCGGUUUGCAGCAUCUGAGGCUCCUGCAGAUAUCAGAAGUGCCAGUGAAUCAGACGACUGGGAAGAGGCAGGAGCCAGCAGCAUGGAUGGGGAUCACAUCCCGGAAGUGGAUUAUAUUUCACCACCCUCAUCUGUGCCAGAUGAGCAAGGACGAUUCAGAGUAGCAACCGAACAAGCCCCAGAGAAGGGUGCUGAAGCAGUUACUGAGCCUGUUCCAGAAAGCUCAUUUGGAAGUAGAACAGUAGUGAAAGGUGAGAAUGAUCUAGAGGAAUUAAAUAAUGGUGAGCCCCAAACAGAACAUGAGCACCAGCCUGAAUCAGAAUUGGGAUCCUUGCCAGAGGACCAGCCUGAAGGAGCCCUGGACUCAGAGGACGUUCCCACAUCUCAAGCCACUGUCUGGUUUGGUGGUGGAUUCACAAGUUAUUUAGGUUUCGGUAAGGAGGAUACAGGGAUUGAGUUAUUAUCCGAAGAAAGCAAUCAGCCACUGCAAGAUGUUCCCAGUUCCAUGUCGUCUGAUGAGGAAGCCCCGAUUCCAUGUAUGGAAGUGUUAACAGAAAAAGAAGACACAAUUGCUAACGAUAGCUCAGUUCGCAAGCCAAGUUGGUUUGAUUUUGGUUUUGGUGUGCUAAGCUUUGCAUAUGCCAGUGAAGAAAAAAUUAUAUCAGAUGAUGGGGAAAAUGAAGAAAACAGUGGACUAAAUGAACCUGAACACACUGAUGUGAGGGAAUUUGACUCUCCUAAGGAACAAGAGAUGAAAAUGAUAAAAACUGUAGAAACAGAAGAUCAAACAGAGAAGGAAAAAGUCUUUGAGAAAACAGAUGAUUCUAGUACCAUACCGUAUUUGAAAAAGUUUUUGUAUAAUUUUGAUAACACUUGGAGCUUUGAGAAUGAUCCAAAAGAAACAGAAUUGCCAUUUCCCAAAGAAACAUGGGAUCAAAAUAAUAUGGUUGAACAUGAUGAAACAGAAGAAUUUUCAGCUGAAAGUUAUCCCACAGAAAAUGUGGAAAAUCUUAUGAUGUUGGAAAGCAGAUACAGUCAAUCAGACAUGAUCUCUACAGCAGAGUUAUCUUUGAGAAUUACUGAAAAAGGAUCUUUUAAAACCUCCUCUUCUAAAAAUAAUGAUGAGGAAUCAAAAUUCCCAGUAGACUCUGAAGAGCCUGCUCACGUGGAAAUAGACAGAUCUGUGGAAAUCACCUCUCCAGACAGCCGGAUGGUUUCAACUGAUAGUGGUUUGUCUUCUCACAAUUACAUUCCUCAGAAAGAUGAUGCUUCAGAGUUUCAGAUUCUGAAAUAUUUAUUUCAAAUUGAUAUUCGUGAUGUCAUGAAUUCUGUAUUUUCACCAGUUAUACUACUUUCAGAAUGGGUGGUGACAGCACUGCCUGAAGAGAUGAGACCAGGCCUGAAUCCCAGUGCUUUGCCAUGGGAACUGGUGAUAGGGGCAGCUAUUGUCGGUUUUGUCACUGUUGUCUUAUUUUUAUGGAGAAGCUUUUGUUCGGUUAGAAGCCGCUGUUAUGUAGGGAGAGAAAAACAGCUUGCUAUAAAGCUUUCUGAACUAAUUCAAGAAAAAUGUAAACUACUUAAUAAAGUUAGCCUAGUUCAAAAAGAGUGUGAAGGCUUAGAGUGUUCAUUAAAAGACGUCGGCUUUGAGAAGGAGUCAGUAGAAGCACAAAGUCUGAAGUUUGAUGAAGGAUCACAAAUAUCAGAGGAAACCUGUGAAGAACUGGAUAGGAACAAAUCUAAGCUUGACGAUGAAAUAUUCUUUCUAGAAAAAGAGCUUAAAGAUGAGGAAUCUACACAUUCUGAACAGGAAGAAUUGAAGGCCAAUGUUUCAGAAAAGAUAUGGGCUCUAGAAGAUGAAUCAAAAUCCCUCAAAGCGCAAGUAGCUGAAGCCAAAACAACCUUCAAAAUAUUUCAAAUCAACGAAGAGCGACUUAGGGGAGCAAUAAAGGAUGCAAUGAAUGAAAAUUCUCAACUUCAGGAAAGCCAAAAACAGCUUUUACAAGAAUUGGAAAUGUGGAAAGAACAAGUAAAUGAGCUUAAAAAGCAGAAAGUAACAUUUGAAGACGCCAAAGUGUGUGUAGAACAAGUUCUAAGUGAUAAAGACAGUCGCAUCAAGUCUCUGACUGAACACUUGUUAAAGAUGAAAGACUGGGCUGCUGUGCUUGGAGAGGACGUGCCGGACGAUGGUAACUUGGAGCUGGACAUGAGGAGUGAAUCAGCAGAUGGUGCCCACAUAGAUAAUGAGCCAAAAGGAGCUUUGAAGAAACUGAUUUAUGCUGCUAAGUUAAAUGCUUCUUUAAAAUCCUUAGAAGGAGAAAGAAACCAGAUUUAUACACAGCUAUCCGAAAUAGAUAAAACAAAGGAAGAGUUUACAGAUCGUGUUAAAAAUCUCCAGAGUGAACAAGCAUCAGUGCAGUCAGAAAACACACAGCUUGCAAGUGAGAAUCAGAAGCUUCGGCAGAAACUUGAACUGAUGACUGAGCUCUAUCAGGAGAAUGAAAGGAAACUCCACAGGAAAUUAACAGUAGAGGAAAAUUCCCGUCUAGAAAAAGAGGAGAAACUUUCUAAACUGGAUGAAAAGAUUAGCUAUGCUGUUGAAGAGCUGGAGACCUACAGGAAACGAGCCAAAGACCUUGAAGAAGAAUUGGAGAAAACCAUUCAGUCUUAUCAAGGGCAGGUUAUUUCCCAUGAGAAAAAAGCACAUGAUAAUUGGUUGGCAGCCCGAACUGCUGAAAGAAACCUCAAUGAGUUAAGAAAAGAAAAUGCUUACAGCAGACAAAAAUUAACUGAAGCAGAGUUUAAAUUUGAACUUUUAGAAAAGGAUCCUUGUGCACUUGAUGUUCCAAACACAGCAUUUGGCAGAGAGCAUUCCUCAUACGGCCCCUCACCACUGGGCCGGCCUUCAUCUGAAACGAGAGCUUUUCUCUCCCCGCCAACCUUGUUGGAGGGUCCACUCAGGCUCUCCCCUUUGCUUCCAGGGGGAGGAGGAAGAGGCUCAAGAGGCUUAGAAAAUCCUCUGGACCAUCAGAGUAGCAAUGAAAGAGGAGACUUGAGCUACGAUAGGUUAACUGAUCCUCACAGAGCACCUUCAGACACUGGAUCUCUGUCACCUCCGUGGGAACAGGACCGCAGGGCGAUGAUUCCUCCGCCAGGCCAACCGUAUCCUGAUCCUGCUCUUCCAUUGCAAAAGCAAGACAGAUACUACUCUAAUUCUGGUAGACUGUCAGGACCAGCAGAACUCAGAAGUUAUAGUAUGCUUCCUUUGGAUAAACUGGAUGGGCCAGUGUCUUCAGAAAUGGAAUCCAGUAGAAAUGAUACCAAAGAUGAUCCUGGUAAUUCAAAUGUGCCGGGUUCUUCCCUCCCUGCUGAGAGCAGAGCAGCCGGCCCUGGCUUUGUUCCUCCGCCGUUUCCCCCGCGUCCCCCGUUUCUAAUGUAUCCAAGGAGCCAGAUCAUGAGGAGAGGACCACCUUUUCCUCCACCUCCUCCAGGAAGCAUGUACGGAGCGCCUCGAGACUAUUUUCCUCCAAGGGAUUUCUCUGGCCCACUUCCUCCAUUCCCAAUGAGAAGUGUGUAUCCACCGCGGGGUUUUCCUCCUCCUCCUCUUCCCUCAAGCGCUGGAUUUCCCCCCCAGCCCCCAGCCCCACCCCCGCCUUCUGAAAGUAGAAGUGAGCUUCCUUCAGGGCCCACCGCGCCCCUGCCUGCCAGCAAGCCGGCUGCUGACCAUCCAGAGCCACAGCAAGAAACCUGAGGACAUUUUUGAUCUCUCUUCAAAAAUAAUUUUAUCUCUUGUUUUCAGUUUAAGUAACUGCUGUUACUUAAGUGAUUAUACUUUUGCUCAAAUUGAAGCUUCAUGGAAUUAUAAUUCUCAGGAUAGUAUUUUGUAAAUAAAGAUGAUUUACAUAUGAAUCUUAUGAGUAAAUUAUUUGUUUUAUUUUAUUCUAAACAGUAUAACUAUUUUAAUUUGAUUAUCUAGUCCACUAUUACAUACACAAUAAUAGGAGUUUUAUAUGUGCAAUCUUUCAGUUGGGGAUAUUUUAAAUUGCAAACAAAAGCUACCUUUAUGCCAAGAAAUGUGUUUACUAAGGUUGUAAACAAAUGUGAAAGUAACUUUAUGCCUAAAUAAAUAAAUAUUAAUUGAUUUAAAGUCUUGUUUGGCAAAUAAAAUUGGCUAGUUUUUCCAUAAA
Molecule: messenger RNA, 4910 nt
Organism: Cavia porcellus (domestic guinea pig)
Lineage: Eukaryota; Metazoa; Chordata; Mammalia; Rodentia; Caviidae
Gene: Mia2
Product: MIA SH3 domain ER export factor 2
Exons: 30
Coding region: 200-4474 (1424 amino acids)
Biological process (GO): endoplasmic reticulum to Golgi vesicle-mediated transport; protein secretion; vesicle cargo loading
Cellular component (GO): endoplasmic reticulum exit site; endoplasmic reticulum membrane
Molecular function (GO): protein binding
Source: RefSeq, a predicted model, not a curated record